UUUUUAAUAAACGAAAAUUAUAAAAAGUUACAGUUAAAAGAAAGAAAUUUACUUUGAAAUGGAGCAGAGAGACUGAUGAAUGUUUUAUAUGAAUUCAACAUUUAAAGAAUAUGGCUCAAAGGUGUUUGUGAUUGAACUCUGUACACUAUACACUGUACCGCACUGGAUACUGGAUACUGUACACUGUACCGCACUGGAUACUGGAUACUGUACACUGUACCGCUCUGGAUACUGGAUCCUAUACACCACUGUAGAAUAAAAUGUCAUUUCAUCAUCUUUUCUUGAUCUUCCUAACUUUUCAAACACAAGUGAGGGCGGAUACAAACUUCUUGACUGGAGCUAAUGAUAUCCUGGUCUCCAGGAAUACAGAUGGAGAUCUCUACGCUACUCCCUUCAGUCUACAGAUAGGGAAGAAGGAUGUCUGGCUACCAAGGUCUGGACAUACUGUUAGCUUGAAACUGAACGGUGAAAUGGUUCCUCUGUCAAUGACUCUAGAUAGUAAAGGACAUGCUUACUUCUCUACUACUGAGACCCUGAAACCUAAGUAUAGGUUCUGGUCUGCUCUGCUAGGUAUGGCUGACCCUGAUCCUCAUCAGAUGACCGAUAGUGCUACUCCAGCCCAGCUGGAGACCCUCAACCUCAUCAAGGGGCAGAAUACAUUAGAGUACCACGUGAUUACCUCCUCUGGUUCAAUUGUUACUACUUCAGCAAAUAUUUACUUUUUGGACUCUACACAGAAGUUUGUGGUAUCGGAUAUUGACGGUACAAUAACUAGGUCCGGUAAUAUAUGUUAAUCAUUUGAAAAAAUA
Messenger RNA from Eurytemora carolleeae, 809 nucleotides. RefSeq lists its product as uncharacterized. Gene Ontology annotation, molecular function: phosphatidate phosphatase activity. NCBI's taxonomy places the organism in Eukaryota, Metazoa, Arthropoda, Copepoda, Calanoida, Temoridae. The record is from RefSeq and is a predicted model, not a curated record. The transcript has 8 exons. Bases 261 to 794 code for a protein of 177 amino acids.